This is a messenger RNA of Trichechus manatus latirostris (Florida manatee), 1329 nucleotides long. RefSeq names its product PNMA family member 5 (gene PNMA5). Bases 1 to 1329 code for a protein of 442 amino acids. The transcript has a single exon. The record is from RefSeq and is a predicted model, not a curated record. NCBI's taxonomy places the organism in Eukaryota, Metazoa, Chordata, Mammalia, Sirenia, Trichechidae.
AUGCCCGUGACCCUGUUAGAAGAUUGGUGCAAGGGGAUGGACCUGGACCCCAGGAGGGCCCUGCUGAUCGUGGGGAUCCCCGUAGAGUGCAGUGAGGCUGAGAUCAAAGAGACCGUGAAGGCGGGCUUGCAGGCCUUGUGCUCCUACAGAGUGAUAGGCAGAACGUUCAGGAGGAAGGACAACAGUAAGGUCGUCUUUAUCGAGCUGGCAGAGCCCGUUAACUAUGGUGUGAUGCCCAGUCACAUCCUGGGCAGGGGGGGCACCUGGGAGGUGGUGGUGAAGCCCCGCAGCCCAGAUGACGAGUUCAUCAGUAGGCUCAACCACUUCCUGAAAGACGAGGGCCGGCGAAUGGUGGAUGUGGCCCAAACCCUGGGGUAUAGCAGCCCAGGCGCCGCCAAGGGCAGUGCUUCGGAAGUCUUGGACCCAGCGGCCCCAGAUUUCCAGCCUCCGAAAGAAAGCACGUGGUACCGAAAACUGAAAGUGUUUUCGGGAAGCACUUACCCAGGGCCCGGUGAAGAUACCUUUGAGGUCUGGCUGGAGCAGGUGACCGAGAUGAUGCAGCUGUGGCAGGUGUCUGAGGUGGAGAAGCAGCGGCGGCUGCUGGAGAGCCUGCGCGGCUCCGCACUGUCCAUCAUGCGGGCACUGCGGGUCAGCAACGAUGGCAUGACGGUGGAGGACUGUCUGGAUGCCCUGAAGCAGAUAUUCGGCAGCAAGGAGGACACUCGCACUUCUCAGUUCCGCUUCGUUCAGACCUUCCAGAAGUGCGGGGAGAAAAUCUCCGCUUUCCUGCUCCGCUUGGAACCCGUGCUCCAGAAAGCAGUGCAGCAAAGCCCCAUCUCCACCCGCAGUGUGGACAUGAUCCGCCUGAAGCACGUCAUGUCCCGGGCCGCCAUGACCACUACGCUCCGGGGCAAGCUGGAGAUCAUGGAUCAACGAGGGUGUCCGCCCACUUUCCUGGAGUUGAUGAAGCUCGUUCGCGAUGAAGAAGAGUGGGAGACAAGCCAGGCGGUGGCCAGGGAGAAGCAGAGGCAAGUGGGAAGAGGCCGCAGGGGCCCCAGCAGACAGGGAACAGUGGAGCUCCAUGACCCUGCAGCCCAGACCCCCCUGCCGGCACAGUCUUUCAUUGAGAGCAGCAGCCAGACAGCACAGGAAGGGGCUCCUUCACUGAAGCGCAGGCGCCUGCCAUGCUGCCAUGGCAGUGGGGAUGACAGCCACACCGUGUGUCCUAGGGUGGAGAACCAGCCCCCAGCCAAGCAGAAGCAGCCAGGUGCAGCGGAAGAGUCGGGAAACGGGGUAGGGGCUGGGGCUGUGAGCCACCCCGAGCCCUGA